AUGUCUUAUUCCAACAAUUCAAUCAAUAGUGGUAGAAGGUAUGAGGAAGAGCUUCAAUUUAAUAAACCCAUUUGUGAUUGUGGGUUCGAGUCUGUAAUCCGCACUUCUUGGACAGUUGAUAAUCCAGGUAGAAGGUUUUAUGACUGCCCAAAUUACAAGAGAAAUGUGAAUAAUUGUUGUCAGUUUCUUAGAUGGAUAGACCCAAUACAUGGUGCAAGAAAUAUGAAUAAUUUAGGAGGGUUGUUUAGAAAGUUGGAGGAGAUUGAGGCUAAUGUUAAGCAGCUGCAAAUUUUGGUUGAAGAAAGAAAUGAUGAAGUUGAUAGAAUGUUAAAGUUGUUGAAAAAUGUUAAAUUUGGUUGUUUGAUAUAUGUAAUAGGUAAUGGUUGA
Molecule: messenger RNA, 387 nt
Organism: Humulus lupulus (European hop)
Lineage: Eukaryota; Viridiplantae; Streptophyta; Magnoliopsida; Rosales; Cannabaceae
Exons: 3
Coding region: 1-387 (128 amino acids)
Molecular function (GO): zinc ion binding
Source: RefSeq, a predicted model, not a curated record